Molecule: messenger RNA, 1807 nt
Organism: Hippocampus zosterae (dwarf seahorse)
Lineage: Eukaryota; Metazoa; Chordata; Actinopteri; Syngnathiformes; Syngnathidae
Gene: kpna4
Product: karyopherin alpha 4 (importin alpha 3)
Exons: 17
Coding region: 175-1734 (519 amino acids)
Biological process (GO): NLS-bearing protein import into nucleus
Cellular component (GO): nucleus; cytoplasm; nucleoplasm
Molecular function (GO): protein binding; nuclear import signal receptor activity
Source: RefSeq, a predicted model, not a curated record
CCGGCAAUCCCAGCAUGCACCGCGGCCUUUCCAGCAGUAGCAAAAAAUAGUCCGUUAACGAGCGAGCGAGAGAGAGCAAAAUAGAGCGAGAGAGGCCGAGAAAAGGAACACGGAGAAACGCUAGCUUAACUGGCUAAUUCCACGAGUGAAAUCAAGUGCGCCGCAACCGCAAGCAUGGCAGAUAACGACAAACUGGACAACCAGCGACUGAAGAAUUUCAAGAACAAGGGUCGGGAUUUGGAGUCUAUGAGAAGACAAAGGACGGAGGUAGUGGUGGAGCUGCGAAAGAACAAAAGAGACGAGCACCUCCUGAAGAGAAGAAAUGUCCCCCACGAGGAUAUUUGCGAGGAUUCCGAUGUGGAUGGAGAUUUCAGAUCGCAAAACACCUCUCUUGAAGCAAUAGUGCAAAAUGCCACCAGUGAUAACCAGGGCAUCCAGCUGAGUGCUGUUCAGGCUGCCAGGAAAUUGUUGUCGAGUGACCGCAACCCUCCCAUAGACGACUUGAUCAAGUCUGGGAUUCUUCCUAUUCUUGUCCACUGUCUGGACAGAGAUGACAACCCUUCUCUGCAGUUUGAGGCAGCCUGGGCUCUGACCAACAUAGCGUCUGGCACCUCGGAGCAGACCCAAGCUGUGGUGGAGUCCCACGCUGUGCCACGGUUCCUGAGGCUGCUUCACUCCCCCCAUCAAAACGUGUGUGAGCAGGCGGUGUGGGCUUUGGGCAACAUCAUUGGUGAUGGCCCACAAUGCAGAGACUACGUGAUAGGCCUGGGCGUUGUCAAGCCGCUGCUGUCUUUCAUCAGUCCCUCCAUCCCAAUCACUUUUCUGCGCAAUGUCACCUGGGUUAUGGUCAAUCUCUGUCGGCAUAAAGACCCUCCACCUCCCAUGGAGACCAUCCAAGAGAUUCUGCCAGCUCUGCGUGUGCUGAUCCACCACACUGACGUUAGUAUCUUGGUCGACACGGUGUGGGCUCUGUCCUAUCUGACGGACGCUGGGAACGAGCAGAUCCAAAUGGUGAUUGACUCUGGCAUUGUCCCUCACCUGGUCCCACUGCUCAGCCACCAGGAGGUCAAAGUCCAGACCGCUGCCUUGAGGGCCGUGGGCAACAUUGUGACUGGAACAGAUGAGCAGACGCAGGUGGUGCUAAACUGCGAAGCCCUCAACCACUUUCCUGCCCUCCUGUCGCACCCCAAAGAGAAAAUUAACAAGGAGGCAGUGUGGUUCCUGUCAAACAUCACAGCAGGAAAUCAACAGCAGGUGCAGGCGGUCAUUGACGCAAAGCUAGUCCCCAUGAUCAUUCACCUUCUGGACAAGGGUGACUUUGGAACCCAAAAAGAAGCAGCCUGGGCCAUCAGCAACCUUACAAUAAGUGGGAGGAAAGAUCAGGUGGCACAUCUGAUCGAUAAGCAGGUCAUCCCUCCAUUCUGCAACCUGCUCACAGUGAAGGAUGCCCAAGUGGUGCAGGUGGUCCUGGACGGCCUCAGCAAUAUCCUGAAAAUGGCUGACGACAAGGCUGAAACCAUUGCUAAUCUCAUUGAAGAGUGUGGCGGUUUGGAGAAAGUGGAACAGCUGCAGAACCACGAAAAUGGCGAUAUCUACAAGCUAGCAUAUCAAAUUAUUGAUCAGUUCUUCUCAUCUGAUAUUGAUGAAGACAACAGCCUGGUCCCCGAAGCCAUCCAGGGUGGAACUUACGGCUUCAACUCCGCCAAUGUGCCAGCUGAGGGAUUCCAGUUCUAGACGGCAUCCGGGGUAUUCUGGAGUUUUGUUCACGAUGCAGCACUCUGUUCAACAUAAACAAAAUUAGGCGAGA